Fusarium poae is the source of this 561-nucleotide messenger RNA. RefSeq lists its product as uncharacterized. Gene Ontology annotation, biological process: protein transport to vacuole involved in ubiquitin-dependent protein catabolic process via the multivesicular body sorting pathway. The record is from RefSeq and is a predicted model, not a curated record. Gene Ontology annotation, molecular function: protein homodimerization activity; structural molecule activity. Lineage: Eukaryota; Fungi; Ascomycota; Sordariomycetes; Hypocreales; Nectriaceae. The coding region runs from base 1 to 561 and encodes 186 amino acids. Gene Ontology annotation, cellular component: ESCRT II complex. The transcript has 2 exons.
AUGACUACCACCACCACGGCCGCCCCUUCCGACUCCUUUAAAUUCCCUCGAGAAUACCACUUCCCAGCUUUCUUCACCCGCCAAACAAACCUCACCACGCUACACGCUCAGCACAACAAGUGGGCCGACCUCAUCCUCGCAUACGCCCGCCAUAACCGUAUUUUCCGACUCUCCCUCUCCGAAGCUGCCGACUCGGAUCUGUUUGUCAAUCGCAAGCUCGAUCGCCGUUUGCAGUUCGAUGAUAUUCGGGAUGUCGUGUCCUUCAUGCACACCGAUGGACGUGUAGAGUACGUUGGAGGCGGUACGUCGGGCGACGUCGUCUUUCUGUACUGGAGAAAGCCCGAGGAGUGGGCUGAGCUUGUGGAGAACUAUGUUGAAGAGUCUGGACAAAAGGGCAGCGUUCUUACAGUCUACGAGCUUGUUGAAGGAGAUGGCACAAAAGGAAAUGAUAUUCACGGCAUGGACACGGAUGUCCUACUAAAAGCUCUCAAUGUCCUUGUAAAACGAAACAAGGCCCAAAUAUUUGGCCAGGACGACUCAUUAGGCGUGAAAUUCUUUUAA